This is a messenger RNA of Rotaria socialis, 1551 nucleotides long. NCBI's taxonomy places the organism in Eukaryota, Metazoa, Rotifera, Eurotatoria, Philodinida, Philodinidae. The record is from the annotation of a GenBank genome assembly.
AUGACAAAUAUAUCAACAGCAGCAACAAAAACAUCGGCCAUUAAUUUACCGGAAAAUUAUUAUAAAUUUCGCAAAAUACAUAAUAUUCUGGCUCAAAUUUCCCUUCCCUAUAUCUCCGUUAUAGUUUGUCUUGGUCUUAUUACUAAUACAUUAACUAUCGUACUUUUAUCCAAAGGUUUUGUAACAAAAGAUCUUAAACACAAAUGGACAUUGAUUGCAUUAGCUCUCAGUGAUCUUGUUCACAAUAUUGCUUUAUUAAUUCGAGUUAUUCAUGAUGUCAUUGAUGGAAAAAUUGAAUAUAUUUGCAUUGCCAUUUCUUUUCUUAGCCAUUUAGCUGAAUUACUUUCAGCUUGUUUCACCGUUUUAUUCACCGUGCAACGUUAUGCAGCUGUUCGUUAUCCAUUACAAGCAGCUUUUCGAACAAGAUCAUCACCAAUUGCUUUUCUCCUGCCAGUUUUUAUAUGUAGCAUAAUAUUUUGUAUUGCAUUAUCGUAUUUCAAUUUAUACAUCCAUUGUCAUGAAGAAUUGAAAUUAAGUUGGUUCUUUGCUGAUGCAUUGUUAUCAUUUAUCAUUCCAUUUUCACUCAUUCUAAUAUUCAAUAUAUUAAUUGUCAAUUUAAUUCGAAAACAUGCACGUUCACCUUUUACUGCACAAGCAACGUUAUUACCAGCGAAUAGACGUGCCAAAAAUAAUAUACGUUAUAAGUUUAGAAAAAAUAAUCAUUCAAAAGAGAGUUUUUCAAUAACUGGCUCAUAUGGUGUUGCACGUACUUCACAUGGCCCAUUAAUUGAAACAGAUGUUGAUAGAAGAUUAAGCUCAAGUAUUUCAUUGAUGAAGAAUAAUAAAAGUAAUACUUCAUCAAUAAGAAUGACACCACGAUCACCAUGUAGCAUUUCAAAUGAAACGGAAUUUCAAGCAAGUGAACAGUCAUUUCCUAUAUUACCACCAGAAAGAGUAAAUUCAGAUUGUUUACCAAAUACUCAUUCAGUGUCGACUUCACCCCAAACUAAUAAACCAGACCAGGAUGUUCAACGAAAAAGCCAACAUAGAUCUUCGAAUAUAAAUCCUUCACGAAGAGUAUCGCAUCUAUCAAACGAUUUAGAUUUUAUUUCCAAUAAAAGUUCACAAGCAACACAAUCCAUUCGUGUUACACGUAUGCUGGUACUUGUUUCUACUUGUUUUCUUAUACUUAAUGCACCAACACAUUUAUGUAUUAUUGCUUUAAAAAUUUAUACCGGUUUUGAUUUUCAAGUCUCUAAUGAACAUGCAGAGCUUGAUAAAUUUAGACAAGCAAAAAAUUUAACAAGUACUCAAUUGCAAAAUUUUGUUUUUGUUCAAGAGAAAAAUAAUAAAAUGGUUGAAAACAAACUUGUAUUAGACUAUGAUAUGGAUAUUAUUGAUGACCCAAUAACGGUUCAUUUAUUCUAUACCGCCAUUUUAUUCACACAAUUGAUAUCAUAUGCAUCUUAUUCGAUCAAUUUUUUUCUUUAUUCUUUUAGUGGUGUUGCAUUUCGAACACGUCUCAAACAAAUUUUUAAUAAAUUGCGUUGA